Messenger RNA from Mauremys mutica (yellowpond turtle), 4056 nucleotides. It is a transcript of the gene NCF1, whose product is annotated as neutrophil cytosolic factor 1. NCBI's taxonomy places the organism in Eukaryota, Metazoa, Chordata, Testudines, Geoemydidae. The record is from RefSeq and is a predicted model, not a curated record. The transcript has 11 exons. Gene Ontology annotation, cellular component: NADPH oxidase complex; cytoplasm. The coding region runs from base 962 to 2125 and encodes 387 amino acids. Gene Ontology annotation, molecular function: phosphatidylinositol binding; protein binding; superoxide-generating NADPH oxidase activator activity. Gene Ontology annotation, biological process: respiratory burst; superoxide anion generation.
ACCGCUGUAUUCGCUCAGUUCCCUUUUCUAGUACAAGCUACCUGUUGCCUCUGAGCAGUUUCUCAGCAUGUCCUCUGCCCUAGAGGGGAGCCAGAGUUUCCCAGACAGCCCCCUGCUCAGGUGUUUCUGGAUUGCCUUCACUUCAAAGAAACCCUUCCCUUGUAACAGAGGUAGUGGGUGGUUUCUUUCUCUCGGCCCACGGCAAUUCAUGCUUACGCAGACUGGGGGAAGCUCCCUCCUUCCUUAGUUUCCCAAGACAGGUUUCCUCGUCAGUGUCAGUGACUUUCCAUGAACUUUCAUGCUCCCCCAUUGCCUUUCCCUGGGUUGUACAAUGCUCGAUGCUUGGAGUUAGUUUCAUGUCAACCACCAGCAUGGGAGGGGCCCCUCCGUUCUCCCCCAGCAGCUGCACGGUGAUGCUGCAUUGCACCCUGGUUCCAGUGGCAAUGUUCUGCACAUAGACACCUGCUUACGUUCAUAAUCCAAACCUGCACACAGAUCUCCUAAUGACCAUCACGUGCUUUCCCAAAAGACCUUACUUGACAUCUCUUUCUACACAAUAACAUGGUAGACAGCCUGUUCAUUCAGUUGCUUAUUCUAUGGGGUUCAGGCCCCCUCACUCGCCUCUUGAGGCAUCUGGAUCCUGAUUCUCACAGCAUCUCCGCUUUUCCCCACGGUGCCUGCAGACUUUUGGCGAUGAGAAGGAAGGAGAGAGCUGAACCUAGAGGGAUUUAUUUAGUUCCUGGUCCUGAGACUCUCAGCAGGAAACAGCCCACUAAUAAAACCAACAAUUGGUGAAGCAAUUCAGUGCAACUUCCCCUUUUCAGCGUGGAUACAAGAAGCUGCCCGAUGCACAGGCAGAGAAGGCGGAGAGGGCAGCAGUGAGCGUCCAGACAAACAGCUCUGUCCUACCACCAGCUAAACAGCCAGAUUCUAGCAUUCAGUACAGGGGCCAGCCUCAGCCAUGGAAGAGACGUACAUCAGACACAUUGAGCUGCUGGGCUUCGAGAAAAGGUUUUUUCCCAGCCAACAUUAUGUUUACAUGUUCCUGGUGAAAUGGCAGGACCUAACCGAAAAACUAGUUUAUCGAAAAUUUACCGAGAUAUAUGAUUUUCAUAAAUCCUUGAAGGAAAUGUUUCCCAUUGAAUCUGGGGACAUCAACAUUGAGAAUAGGAUCAUCCCUCACUUACCAGCACCCAAAUGGUUUGAUGGCCACCGGUCUACACAGAACAGACAAGGCACGCUGACUGAAUACUGCUACACCUUGCUGAAUCUGCCGCACAAGAUUUCCCGAUGCUCCCAUGUUCUGAACUUCUUCAAAGUCAAGCCUGACGACUUGAACCCACCCACAGACAGCCACAUCAAGAAACCAGAGACUUAUUUAGUGCCAAAGGACUCCAAGAAAAAUGUCGCCGACAUUACUGGCCCCAUCAUCCUGCAGACGUACCGAGCUAUUGCCGACUACGAGAAGAACUCCAGCACCGAGAUGGCUCUGAAAACGGGGGACAUGGUGGACGUUGUGGAGAAGAGUGAAAGUGGCUGGUGGUUCUGUCAGUUAAAGAAUAAACGUGGCUGGGUCCCAGCUGCUUACCUGGAGCCUAUGGAAGGUCCUGAUGAAUCUGAAGAGCAGGAUCCUAACUAUGCAGGGGAGCUCUAUGUUGUCAGAAAAGGCUACACAGCUGCUGAGGAUGAUGAGCUGACGCUGAAAGAAGGAGACGCCAUAGAGGUUAUCCAUAAGCUACUUGAUGGCUGGUGGGUUGUCAGGAAGGAAGAAAUCACCGGUUACUACCCCUCCAUGUAUCUGCAGAAAUCUGGGGAAGAGAACAACCCUGUGAAGAAUGAGCUGAGAAACAGAGGCGCCCCUCCUCGGAGGUCGACCAUCCGAAAUGUCAAGAGCAUCCACAACCAAAACCGGAAGCAGAUCAGCCAGGAGACAUACAGACGGAACAGCAUGAAGUAUAGGAAGACAAGGACGCAGAGCAAUCUCCAGAGCAAGUCCAACGUGAUCAGAGAGAGAAAUGAAAUGGUGGAAAACGUGUCCAAGGCCCAACCAGCUGUUCCGCCACGACCCAGUAAGGACCUGAUCCUGAAUCGUUGUACAGAGAGCACGAAGAGCAAGAUCAAAUGAUCCCAUUGGGGAAAAAAUAUAAAGCUGAUGCUUAUUCUCUGCCAGGACUCCGUAGCCAGACUGGACAGUUCUGGUGAAUUUCAGCACCUCUACAAGAGCGGCAGUUCUCAUAGCGUUUCUCAGAGCUACAGGUUAUGGCACUUUCAAUUAAGGUUCCCCAUAUAAUUCAGUCUCUCAACAAAUCUGAAUUGUUCUAAACUUGAUGGGCCAAAUUUAGUCUUCAUUUAUACUUGUGCAAUCCCAGGGAGUACAAUGAGGUUGCACUGGUGCACACAAGGACAGAAUUCGGCAAGAUAUUCUCAGUAACUGAUCACAUUUUUUUUUAAUGUUUACUACGAACUGCUACACAAAAUACAGUUGAUCAAGUAUCAGAGGGAUAGCCUGUGUUAGUCUGUAUCCACAAAAAUAAUGAGAAGUCCGGUGGCACCUUAAAGAGAAACAGAUUUAUUUGGGCAUAAGCUUUCGUGGGUAAAAAACCUCACUUCUUCAGAUGCAUGGAGUGAAAAUUACAGAUACAGGCAUAAAUAUAUAUCGGCACAUGAAGAGAAGGGAGUUACCUUACAAGCGGAGAACCAAUGUUAAAGGCCAAUUUAGCCAGGGGGCAUGUAGUCCUCUCCCAAUAAUUGAUGAGGAGGUUCACUCCAAGCAUCUGAAGAAGUGAGGAUUUUUACUCACGAAAGCUUAUGCCUAAAUAAAUCUGUUAGACUUUAGUCCUCGUUACAGUUGAUCAAGGCACUGAUCAUAUGAGCUGUUGAGUGAACUCCUCUCUCAAUGACUUUUUUUCAUGGUAGAUGAAGGUGUUCAGCAUUCCAUUGAGCAAUAAGAGAGAUUCUUAACUGAUUCUUUCCCCACCAUUUGUACUUGGAACCUAGAUGAUAUGGUUUGCACUUAUUAGCUUGCUUUGUAAUAUAGCCAUUUUUGGUGACUCCAUUAUUGUAGGAGACCCCCAUGUAAAGUUAAUACAUAAAUCUCUUUUAAUCCUGUUCAGUGUUUUACUAGCUAAAUAUGUCUGUGGUUUGAAAAGGCAUUUUGUGUGUGUAAUACAUUCGUGUUGGCCAAAUGACUGAUUAAUAAACAAGUCAGAGAAAAGAGCUGCUGAAUUGCAGUCGGUCUCCUGCAGCCAAGAGAUGCUGCAUGUUCAGCAGAAGUUGUGUGACAUAUUGCAAGAGUUGCUGAAGAAAGGGAUUUCCUGACGGACCCUUCCCAACAUGCAGUGGCAAUUGCACAGUGGGUUUACCACAGGCCUCUUGCAAAAGAUGUUGAUAACAAAGAGGAAAUUCAAUCUGGCAAUCUACAGUAGCAAUCUAUGGUUGUAACUGAUAACUUUUGGUAAGUGUCCAAGGGCUGCUAUGGUCUAACAAAAUUUGGCUCCCUCCUGCCUUCUAGUGGGAAAACAGAAAAACCUGUAGAGACUCUUAUUUAUUGUUUCUAUCGUGUUUAAAAACAGAGAGUCAGCCCCAUGAAAAUCACCGGAUUGUCUUAAAAAUCAUGAGAUUUUUAAACCACAAUGUUGCGAUUCCUUUGAUUUGCCUUCUGAUGUUUGAGGCUUUAGGCUUUGAGUUUUCAAGCUUUUCUUUGCAGCCACGAAGGCUAGAAACUAACUUUGCAUAAGAACCUCAGCUUUCAUUAAAAAAUACCAAACACCAAAUAUCAUGAGACUUGUGAUAAAUUGGUGAGAGAGUUGGCAGAACUGCAUGGUAGCACCUACAGAGCUCAGUUACAGACAGGGUAAGCUAAUGUGAUAGAUGCUGCUUUAUGCAUAUAACAAAAAGACAGUGCCUGCCCAGCUGAGCUUGCAGUGUUAGUAUGUAGGUCCUUUCUUCCCCAUGCUAUGUGCGUCUGAGAGAGAGGGCCAGGGAGAUCUUUCCAAGGAUUUUCAGUCUCUAUUCAGUGUGUUGUUUUUCUUCCCUAUUAAAACAUUUUUGAGGUUU